AUGCCUGAUUUGUUGCACGCUCCCCCUACCGGCGGCAAACCAAUCGCACCCCCUUCGCCUCACGUACCCUUAACCCUGGUACUGUACACCGCCAUGACCUCACCUCUCCCUGCCGAUUGGUCUUAUAACACCAUCUUACCGAAAACUAUCCCCCUCAAUUCCCAACGUUUCCAACCUUACACUCUUGUGACCGCGUCACGUCUAUUUCGUCCUCCUCACACUACCAGUGCCAAAAAUACCAUGUCCACCCGCCCAUCAAAGCAACAGGCGGCCAGGGAAGUAAUCGACAUCCUCCACGAGAUAUCUACACUUCUUAACACGCAUCUCGACAGGACUACGCUGAGUCUUUGUGUCAGUCUCGUAGAGAACGGGGUCCAUCCUGACGCGUUGGCGGCGGUGAUUAAAGAGCUUAGGAGGGAGAGUGGGCAGUUGAACAUGGGACAGCUUGAGGAAACGUGAUCAAAUUGGGGUAGAUAAGACAGCUAGAGUGGGGCUAGGGCCGCUUGAGCGGAGGGCUUGGUGAUUAAUG
Messenger RNA from Tuber melanosporum (Perigord truffle), 529 nucleotides. RefSeq lists its product as uncharacterized. Gene Ontology annotation, biological process: mitotic spindle assembly; microtubule nucleation by interphase microtubule organizing center; gamma-tubulin complex localization. Bases 1 to 459 code for a protein of 152 amino acids. Lineage: Eukaryota; Fungi; Ascomycota; Pezizomycetes; Pezizales; Tuberaceae. The transcript is spliced from 3 exons. The record is from RefSeq and is a predicted model, not a curated record. Gene Ontology annotation, cellular component: spindle; interphase microtubule organizing center; centrosome.